AACGAUGAAAACGACGAUGCUGAAGGCGAGCUCAAUGAGUUGCCAUCACGGAGGCACAGACGUAACCAGUCUCAGACCCCAUCAAAACCAGUUCCCGUUACGCCCGCCACUUCUCGGCACCGAGAUGUAUUUGCCUCUUAUCCCAGCACUCCGCGGCACGCCGUCAUGUCGGCGGGCAAGCUGUUUAAGCGAAUGACACCUCAGUCGCCACUCACGCCCACCACCAUCCAGACCGUGUACCAUCAAGCUCGACAGCUGUUUGCCAGAGGAUCUGAGCCUGGCCAGCUGGUGGGAAGGGAAGCCGAGCGACAGCAGUUGACAGUAUUCCUGGAUCGCGUUUCGACAUCAUCUCCCGGAGGCUGCAUCUACAUCAGCGGUCCCCCCGGUACCGGAAAGAGUGCCAUGAUCACCAGCAUGACAAAGGCGUACGCCGAGAAGGAUGGAGUUCGCAGUGCAUACGUCAACUGCAUGAGCAUCAAGUCGUCAAAGGAUCUAUAUCACACACUGCUAGCUGCUCUCGGUGAAGACAGCAGCGACCUAUCAGAAGCAGAGGCCAUCUCAUCUCUGCAGAAAAUGUUUUCUUCCAAGGCCAAGUCGUCGGCCACCUACCUCGUCACCCUUGAUGAGGUUGAUCAUAUUCUUACAUUGGAUCUGGAGAGUCUGUAUCGGGUAUUUGAAUGGUCUCUGGCAAAGUCCUCCAGGCUUAUGCUCCUUGGCAUCGCCAACGCUCUGGAUCUUACAGACCGGUUUUUACCACGACUCAAAUCAAAGAAUCUUAAGCCGGAGCUACUUCCUUUCCUGCCAUACACCGCGGCUCAGGUCAAGAACAUCAUCAUUACCCGGUUGAAAUCGCUGAUGCCGGAAGGAAAGGAAUCUUAUGUUCCAUUUAUUCAUCCCGCCGCCAUCGAGCUCUGUUCUCGCAAGGUUUCAAGCCAGACUGGUGAUCUACGCAAGGCAUUUGAGAUAUGUCGUCGGGCUCUAGAUCUGGUCGAAGCCGAGACCAGGUCAAAGCACGAGGAGGCAGCGCGGGAAAAGUUUUUGCAAUUGACACCUACCAAGAAGCCUCUUGGAGAGAACAUCAACGGCAACUCGACUGGAGGGUCCACUCGAAGCGUCUACCAGAUUACAACGGCAUCGCUCAAGGCAUUGACUGCAGAGACUGCUCCACGAGCUUCAAUUGGCCACCUGAACAAGGUCACGGCUGCCGCCUUCAGCAAUGGAACUGCCCAGCGCCUCAAGGCCCUCAACCUACAGCAGAAGGCUGCCUUGUGUUCAUUGGUGGCCUACGAAAACCAUAUUCGAACGAUGGCCAAGGCGCCUGGUGCGCCUCUUACCCCCAGCAAGACACAGACACUGGCACCCACAAUCAAGGUGCUCUUUGACAAGUACUGCAAGCUGUGCCUUCGUGAUUCAGUGCUUCAUCCCUUGUCGAGCUCCGAGUUCCGCGAAGUGGUGGGCAGCCUCGAGACCCUCGGGCUCGUCAAUGCAGUGGAGGGAAAGACGGGCAGUUUCAUAAUGCCGCAGACACCUAGCAAAAGGGGUCGAAAAGCGACGGCUGCCAGUGGUGACGAAAAGCGGAUUGCCAGCUGCGUCGGAGACAAGGACAUGGAGACAAUUGCCGACGGCGUUGGUGCCGACAUCUUGAGAAGCAUUCUGUCAGGCGAGGCAUUGGACUAA
This is a messenger RNA of Trichoderma virens Gv29-8, 1677 nucleotides long. RefSeq lists its product as uncharacterized. The transcript has a single exon. Gene Ontology annotation, molecular function: DNA replication origin binding. Gene Ontology annotation, cellular component: nucleus. Gene Ontology annotation, biological process: DNA replication initiation; mitotic DNA replication checkpoint signaling; cell division. Lineage: Eukaryota; Fungi; Ascomycota; Sordariomycetes; Hypocreales; Hypocreaceae. The record is from RefSeq and is a predicted model, not a curated record. The annotation marks the transcript as partial.